AUGUAUCAGGACUCCGACAUCAUCCAGUCGAAUAAACUAGUCGUGGGGCCUGAUCCGUCUUUCGCUCAAUUCGCCGUUCAAGUGGACUCCCGCACCUUCGCUGAUAUACUACGAUUCGCCAAAUUAUCAAUGCAAAUGUUCUUCCCAUUGGGUUUCUUGAUUGAUUUCGACUGUAGGGAUAAAUCCUGGUUCCACGACUCUAUACGCUCCGAUGCAGCGUAUCUGCAUCUCACCGUGUCCGCAUCAGAGGUGUUCAUGGGCUCGGUUCACGGCCGACAGAAUGCCGAUGAACUACUUGCUAAUCGCAGGACCAUGCUCCAUUUUGCAAAGGGCGUGCAGAUCCUCCGCGAGAGACUGACGGGCGUCGAUCUCCAGACAAAAAUAUCCGACUUCACUGUACGAACCGUACUAAUGCUAGCCAUGACAGCGCAUCUGAUGGGCGAAUCGGAGGUCGCGCAGAAACACAUGGAGGGCAUUCGAACAAUCAUGGAUCUUCGAGGAGGUCUGCGCUUAUUUGAAAGCCAGAAGAUUCUCAUCGAGCUGUUCAGAUGGGACCUAGGCCUCGCCCUCCAAAACAACACCACGCCCAUGUUCUUCAGAGACAAAUUCCUCGAGCCACUCACUCCAUUCCCCACCAUCUUCAACCCCACCUUGAACCAAAUUAACAAUCCCCUCCUCCCCCAACUUCAUUUAGACCCAACCCUAAAGACAACCUUUCACGUCCUCCAAAACUUUUGCACCCUAAUCAACACAAGCAUCACCGAGACCCCCCAACGCCGCCUCUCCCCAGACAUCAUCCCUUCCACGCUCUCCUCCGUAAUGUAUCGUCUUCUCCAAAUGCCUUUCCCCAUGAACAGCAACAACGAAGCCUUCCGUCUAGGUCUCCUCACCUUCUGCCAUCAUACCUUCCUUCAGUGGCAGGAUAAGACACUGCCUUUCGUAUAUUUCCCUGCCUCGUAUCAAUCAUGUCUUUUGUCGUUGAUGGAACAAUGCCAACGUCGUCAAGAUGAGGAGGAGGAUUCCUCGGAACUUAUCCUCUGGCUUUUGAUGGUCGGGAUCCUUGCAUUGCCGCCGCUGCCGUCGUUUCUGGGGACGGAUCUCUGGAUGAGGGGGUAUUUGCGGGAAUGGUUGGAGAAGUUGGAGAUCAGGACGUGGGGGGAGUUGCGAGGGAUUAUGAAGAGGUGGGUGUGGGUGGAUUUGAUGCAUGAUCUUGCUGGGGAGGGAGUGUUGGGUGAUGUGCUAAAAGUAUAA
Aspergillus welwitschiae is the source of this 1251-nucleotide messenger RNA. RefSeq lists its product as uncharacterized. The transcript has 3 exons. The coding region runs from base 1 to 1251 and encodes 416 amino acids. The record is from RefSeq and is a predicted model, not a curated record. NCBI's taxonomy places the organism in Eukaryota, Fungi, Ascomycota, Eurotiomycetes, Eurotiales, Aspergillaceae.